AUGUACCAAAUGCAAAGUAUUUUGACAGCAUGUUUUGCUCCAGACACUAAACACGCAGACGACUGGUUCAAAAACCAAAGCACACAAGAACUUUUGAGUGAAAUUUCUCUAGACCGACUUUUUUCGGUCUUGCAUAAAACACAUGAAAAUCGUAAAAAUUUGCCAAUAAAUUUAAGAGGAUAUUAUGUACAUAGACUUUUAGUAAAUGCAGUUGCAAUGUGGGCUUCGCCUCGUUAUGCAUGGCAUGUUUACAGACUUCUUGACGAAAUUCAUAGACAAGAACGUGAAGAGAUGGAAAAGAAACUUCAAGCAAAAGAUGAAGUCAUUGAAGCAAAAGACAAAAGCAUUCAGAAAAGAAUACCACGUUCGGUACCAAAAGGAAAGGAAAAGAACUAUAAGUAUAUGAUUUAUACUGAAGAGAUGAAAAAUGAAGAAGACAGAGAUAUGGUUAUGUUGCAUUUAGUCAGAAGAAACAACAAAAGCUUUUACGACCUUGCUAAGAUUUACAAAUCUGACAGAAAUUGGUUCUAUCGCGAAAACUUACCGAUUUCAAUGACCCCAAAUGAAGAUGUGAAACAAAUA
Trichomonas vaginalis G3 is the source of this 582-nucleotide messenger RNA. Its product is annotated as KilA, N-terminal/APSES-type HTH, DNA-binding family. The transcript has a single exon. The annotation marks the transcript as partial. The record is from RefSeq and is a predicted model, not a curated record. NCBI's taxonomy places the organism in Eukaryota, Parabasalia, Trichomonadida, Trichomonadidae.